Molecule: messenger RNA, 3158 nt
Organism: Magnolia sinica
Lineage: Eukaryota; Viridiplantae; Streptophyta; Magnoliopsida; Magnoliales; Magnoliaceae
Product: bifunctional dethiobiotin synthetase/7,8-diamino-pelargonic acid aminotransferase, mitochondrial
Exons: 14
Coding region: 95-2707 (870 amino acids)
Biological process (GO): biotin biosynthetic process
Cellular component (GO): mitochondrion
Molecular function (GO): dethiobiotin synthase activity; ATP binding; magnesium ion binding
Source: RefSeq, a predicted model, not a curated record
CGUCCUCUCCCUCUUUUCUAAAAUCUCAACCAACUGAAGUAGGGCUUUUACUCUCUCUCUCUCUCUCUCUCUAGGGUUUCAGACGCCAUAGCCAAUGUCUCCGAUAUCUCUCAUCUUCCAUCGCUCCUCUCGCCGCCUCUCUCUCUCAUCUCCUCUCUUCUCUUUCCACUUCUGUAAAUACCUCUGCUCGUCCUCUUCACCAUCUCAUCUCCCCAUUCAAACGAACCUCUCUCACCCCAUCUACAUGCUCUGGGGCUCCAACACCAGCGUCGGCAAAACCCUAGUUUCCACUGGCCUCGCUGCCUCCGUCCUCUGCUCUCCAAAUCCCGCCAAAUUCACGUACAUUAAGCCCGUCCAGACCGGAUUCCCUCAGGACUCCGACUCCCGCUUUGUCUUCCGCAAGGUCUCUGAGAUUUUCCACGGCCGGAAGCCCUUGGCCUGCCUCCAUGCGUCGAAUCAUGCACUGUGGGCGUCUGCGCCAGCUGCCAAGGAGGUGGUGGGUGGCAGAACUGGAGGGGAGGGUUUGAGGGAUUUGUGCUGCUAUGAGGAGAGGCGGAUUGGGGCUGGGGAGGAGGUUGGGGUGUUUGAGCUGGUCUGUAAGACGAUUUACGGAUGGAAGGAGGCGAUUUCGCCACAUCUUGCUGCAGAGAGGGAAGGAGCGGUUGUGGACGAUUCGGUGCUGCGGGAGUUGUUGCAGAGGUAUGUAGGAUGUCAUGAGGGUGGUGGGGAUUGUGGUUCGGGGGAUCAGAUUUGGACCGUGGUUGAGACAGCUGGGGGAAUUGCGAGUCCGGGGCCUUCAGGGACUCUUCAAUGCGAUUUAUACAGGCCUUUUAGGUUACCAGCUAUUCUUAUUGGAGACGGACGGUUGGGUGGUAUUUCUGGAACUAUUUCAGCAUAUGAGAGCUUAAAACUUAGAGGUUAUGAUGUCAUUGCUGUCGUUUUGGAGGAUCACGGCCUUUUAAAUGAGGCAGCCUUGUUGUCCUAUUUGCAAAAUAGGGUGCCUGUGCUUGUAUUGCCAUGUAUACCACAAGAUCCAUUCGACAACCUUAUGCAAUGGUUUAGUGAUUCUCACGAAGUAUUUUGUUCUCUUCAAGAUAUAAUGCUAGAUGCUUAUUCAGAAAGGAUAAAAAGAUUACAUGACAUGCCAAAGAAGGCAGUUGAUGUUUUCUGGUGGCCUUUUACUCAGCACAAUCUUGUGCCUGAAGAAAUUGUCACAGUAAUAGAUUCACGAUGUGGAGAGAAUUUUGCAGUCCACAAGGUUGGGACUCAACAGACUUCUGAGCUUAUUUCUCAACAGUUUGAUGCGUGUGCUAGUUGGUGGACUCAAGGACCUGAUACUACCUUACAGAUUGAGCUGGCAAGAGAUAUGGGUUAUGCAACUGCAAGGUUUGGGCAUGUGAUGUUUCCUGAGAAUGUCUAUGAGCCUGCUUUACACUGUGCGGAGCUCUUGCUUGAAGGCGUUGGAAGAGGUUGGGCUUCACGAACUUUCUUUUCUGACAAUGGAUCCACUGCCAUUGAAAUUGCUCUCAAGAUGGCAUUUCGUAAAUUCUCAUUUGAUCAUGGAAUCCUGGAUCGUUUUAAUGACAACUUAAUAGAAAGAUGCUUUAACUUCAAGGUCCUGGCUCUUAAUGGAUCUUAUCAUGGUGAUACCUUGGGUGCUAUGGAAGCUCAGGCACCAUCAUCUUAUACAGGCUUCCUCCAACAACCAUGGUACUCGGGAAGGGGUCUCUUUCUGGAUCCUCCAACAGUUUUUAUGUGCAAUGGAGAUUGGAUUCUUUCCUUACCUAAAGUGUUACAGUUUGAUAAACUGAAUCAUGAAGAAAGAACAUUUAGCUCCCGUGAUGAUAUAUUUCAUGGGAGCAGGGACUCUUCAUGUCUUGCUGGAAGUUAUUCUGCCUAUAUAUCCCAACAAUUAUUACCAUUUUCAAGAUCAGAUGGGUCCGAUCAUGUUGCUGCAUUGAUUAUAGAACCAGUUAUCCAAGGUUCUGGUGGCAUGCUUUUUAUUGAUCCACUUUUUCAGCGAGUGCUUGUUAAAGAGUGCCGAAGUCGCAAAAUUCCUGUCAUCUUUGAUGAAGUAUUUACUGGUUUCUGGCGUCUUGGAGCUGAGUCGGCUGCCGAGUUACUAGAUUGUUUGCCGGAUAUAGCCUGUUUUGCAAAACUGAUGACCGGGGGGAUAAUACCCUUGUCAGCUACACUGGCAACUGAUGCUGUUUUUAAUGCAUUCAAAGGAGACACAAAGCUCAUGGCUCUUUUGCAUGGCCACUCCUACUCUGCACAUGCUUUGGGAUGCACAGCAGCUGCCAAAGCUAUACAAUGGUUCAAGGAUCCACAGUCAAACCUCAAUAUCAUUCCUGAAGGAAGGCGACUGAGAGAGUUAUGGGAUGAUAAACUUGUCCUUCAACUAUCAUCCCAUCCAGCAGUGCAAAGAGUGGUAGCAUUGGGAACUCUCUUUGCCUUAGAACUGAGAGCAGAAGGCUUUAAUUCUGGGUAUGCAUCGCUCUAUGCAAGCUCUCUUGUGCAGAAGCUCCGUGGAGAUGGCAUUUUUAUGAGGCCUCUUGGAAAUGUCAUUUAUAUCAUGUGUGGCCCUUGCACAUCUCCUCAGGUCUGCACACAGCUACUCUGCAACCUAUACCAAAGAGUCGAUGAAUUCAGCCAAGCCAAUGGGUUAUCAAAAGAUAUGCAGCCUCCACAACAAAUCAGUAUUUAAUCUAGUUUCUAUCUGUCACUCUGAAUUACAUUUGUUCAGAGUUCUGAAAUCCUAAGGGCCUGUUUGGAUGCACCACUCAAUGAGAAAUGAGUGGAAUUUGACAAUUUGCACAUCCCACAAAAUGCAGAUGGCAGGGUGCACUAAAUGCUGCCCUCCACAUAAUGCACCCUAGCGUGGGAAACUGAUGAUUAAUGGGCCAUACUCCAUUGUCAUGAAACUCUAAACACAACCCCCCCCCCCCCCCCCCCCAAAAAAAAAUAAUAAUAAUAAUAAUAAUAGGGAUCCGUUGAUAGGACAGAUGAAUUGAUUUGUAGCUGAUUCUGAUAUUCAGCUCUAGAUCUGUUUGAGUUGUAAUUCAUUUAUUUUUAUGUCGUCAUAUUUCUCAAAUGAACUUGAAUUUGAAAAUAAUGAUCUGUUUGAAGUCUUAGAUUGCUAAGAUAGUAUGAUCAUA